UCACAAUACUUGAUUCAGCUACGCUCGGUUUUAUAGAUGGCGAAAACCGAUACUGUCAGCUCGUUGGGAAAGAAGAGGAAGCGCGAAUCGAAGAAGUCCGACCGUGUCCAAACAAAAACGAAGACCAGGCGAACGUCCUCCAGUGAAGAGGUUGAAGAUCCUCAAACCGUUAUCCUCCAGCUCGAGUCGCAAAUUCUUGAAUCUCGCCGGCAUUACAACAACAUUGCGACUCUGAUUCAGUCAGUACGAAACCACGACACGGAAAAUGACUCUGCGAUUCUGGCAGCCGUCGCAUUAUGUCGAGUUUUCUCAAGAUUACUUUCCACAGGCGACAUGGUCAAAAGCAAAGGAAUGGCAGAGUCGGAAGUCGUCAUUGUGCAAUGGCUGAAGGAAAGAUAUCGAGAGUAUACGGAAGCACUUAUAGAACAGUUUCUUAAGAGUGGAAUCGCGGCAACGCAGUCGGCUGCUUUGACACUGCUGAUGCGCCUGUUGAAGCAGGAGGCGCAAACACAGAAAGAUUAUAAUUGGAAGCAUGGCUCAUUGUCUAGGCUGGUGGAGACCGUACUAUACCUUCCAGGGGAUGACACAAUCCGUGAAGAGUUCGUGGAAAAGUACUUCAAACCGUACGAUGACAUUCGAUUCUUCACAUUUCAGAUCAUCAAAUCCACGUUUGAAAUCGAACUCCCAGAGCAUUUCGAGACCCUUGUAUCAACCAACGCUCUCUCGAUCCUUAUGACAAUGGAGAAUAUACCCACAUCCAAGGACGACCUGCAGAACUUCUACGCGGUUUCGCCUAAGCAAUUAGGGGCAGGGUCUCAGGCAUUAUCUACAUAUAGGGAAAGCGCACAAAACGCGUGGCUUGCAGCACUACGAUCAGGCAUGACCAAGGAGCAGCGGAAAGCCAUACUAAAUGUCUUCCCACAUCGAAUUGCGCCUUUGUUCCGACAACCGGAGCUUUUGAUGGACUUCCUCACAGACUCUUACGAUGUUGGUGGUGGGACUUCAUUGCUGGCUUUGUCAGGCCUUUACUACCUCAUAUCUGAGAAGAAUCUGGACUACCCAAUGUUCUAUCAGAAGCUUUAUUCCUUGCUGGACGAGAACCUCUUACACUCAAAGUACAGGUCCCGCUUCUUUCGCCUUCUGGACACAUUCAUGGCAUCAACACAUUUACCAGCCGCGCUGGUGGCAAGUUUCAUCAAGCGCUUUUCCCGACUAGCACUCCAUAGCCCGCCUGCUGGUAUAGUAGCAGUCAUACCUUGGAUAUACAACAUGUUCAGACGGCACCCUGUUUGUACAUUCAUGAUUCACCGAGAAAUUCGAGAGCGUGAGUUGAGGGAAGAGAUCGAAGAAGAAGGCAUGGAUGACCCUUUCGAUAUGGACGAGGUGGACCCCAUGUUAUCUGGCGCAAUUGAGUCAAGCCUGUGGGAGAUUGAGACACUGCAGUCGCACUACCAUCCCAAUGUGGCCACACUGGCAAAGAUCAUCUCUGAGCAGUUCACGAAACGCUCGUACAAUCUGGAGGAUUUCCUAGAUCAUUCAUACAAUGCCCUUAUCGAAACGGAGCUUUCAAGAGAAUUGAAGAAGGAACCUGUGGUAGAGUACGAGAUUCCGAAAAGGAUAUAUACGUCGGAAACGUCUGAUUUCAACCCCCUCGGACAGCUGUUGCUGAAGACCUCAAACGCUGCCUAGAGUGCAAUCAAUCGGUAACGAUGUGAUUUUUUUAAUAAUAUUCAAAUGGAGCACUG
Aaosphaeria arxii CBS 175.79 is the source of this 1745-nucleotide messenger RNA. RefSeq names its product CBF-domain-containing protein. Bases 37 to 1689 code for a protein of 550 amino acids. Lineage: Eukaryota; Fungi; Ascomycota; Dothideomycetes; Pleosporales. The transcript has 3 exons. The record is from RefSeq and is a predicted model, not a curated record. Gene Ontology annotation, biological process: ribosome biogenesis. Gene Ontology annotation, cellular component: nucleolus; Noc4p-Nop14p complex; small-subunit processome.